Molecule: messenger RNA, 6364 nt
Organism: Pseudophryne corroboree (corroboree frog)
Lineage: Eukaryota; Metazoa; Chordata; Amphibia; Anura; Myobatrachidae
Gene: SORBS1
Product: sorbin and SH3 domain containing 1
Exons: 38
Coding region: 265-5169 (1634 amino acids)
Biological process (GO): cell-substrate adhesion
Cellular component (GO): cell-substrate junction; nucleus; cytoplasm
Molecular function (GO): protein binding
Source: RefSeq, a predicted model, not a curated record
GGGACAGCAGCAGAAUAAUACAGCAGCAUGUUCUGUAUGCCCACAACAAGGACACUGUUUCAUGUGAAAGGACAUUCUGCCGAGAAUUGUUAUGGACAUUGUUAACAUCAAUCUCUUGCUUGCUGAAACCUCAUAACAUAAGGUCUUGAUUAUGUAAUUAUUCUAUUUGCGGAGAGAAGAUAAGAAGGGUGUAUGCAGUGUUGAGACCACAAAGAAACCAUAAACAUCCAAACACUGAAUGAGAAGACUUGGACAGCUCACAGCAUGAGUUCUGACAAUGAGGUUACCAUAUCAAACAAUGUGGUCAAUGGAAUAACACCUAGCUGCAACAUGCAAGAAAAAGCAGGUAACUCUCCUAUAAGUACACGCUCAAUCUCUGCUGUUACAAUCAUUCCUGUGAAGGAGAUACAAAGUUUCCCUGAUCUUGUGCCAGCUCCAGAAGUGGAUAAUACUAAGGUAUGCACAGGAAAAGGAGCAGUGACACUCCGGGCAUCCACACUUCAGGGGGAAGUACCGAGAAGUAGAUCCACGCUGGACAUUGAGCUGUCACCGACAGAAGGAGAAGCAGAUGACAGGCCUUCAUCAGUAGCUGAGUCUAAUGGGGAUUCUCAGCCCUCUUCCCUGGUUGUUAAAGGAUUUCGGAGCGUACGCCCUAAUCUUCCAUCUGAUAGCAGGACACAGAAAGCUCCCCCUCCCCCAAUCCCUCCUCUUCCCAAAGAGGAAAGCUUUGCAUGGCGCCCGCACACUAACACUAAGCUGUCUUACUUAAAACCAGUGCCCAUCUUGGAUGGUCUCUACCUGAGUGCUCCCAAGCCUUAUACCCCGCAUGCCGCUAGCACCUCACGCACUACACUUUGUAUUCCCACUGCUAACCAAGAACUCUGUGCAGAUCACAGUGAUGUCCCUGCCUCACUCAUCCACUAUGCUGAUGGCAGUUCCUUGCUGUCACACACGUCACCAGAACACCAGCCCAGCCAGUGCAGAAGCGCGGAUAGCCGUGCUGCUGGAAUGAAUUUCAGUCAUGAGCCCAAAGCCGAUAAAAAGGUCAGCAGUCUAUAUGUAGCUUGUUUAUCUAACAGCACUGGCUCAGCUGCAUCUGAAAAUCCCACCAGCGUUGCACAUGAUAAAACAGAGGUUGCUGAAUUGGGAGCUGAUGUAACUAAAUCACCAGCCACGAACAUUGUUUCUUCGAUAAUAGACACCGGAAAAUCCCCACCUCCCAUCCCUCCCAGGCCAUUCUCUGACCCUGUCCCAAGUAAAGAUUCUAUUAGCUAUGGUGAAACAGAUACUUUCUGGAAUCAGUGUCCUUUACAUCAAGAUAUGGGACGCACAGAGCCAGACACACACCAUCCUGCUGGCCGUCUCCACAUGACUGCAAAGGAGCCCCACUUUACAUCAAAGGCAAAACGUUCCCCAAGGGCACAGAGAUCCCGUGGCAUGGAUGGCACUUCAAUCACAGCUCAGCCUGAGGUUAUAGUAAUCCCACUCAUCCAGGUUAAAGUUGAAAGAGAGCAAGAAGGCACUUCCAGCACUCCACCGCCACCUCUCGUGCCCGCUGGCAAACUCUCAGCAUCCCCAGAACUUGUCACCUCUAACUUGGCUUUUCCGACACUUGAUGAUUUUAUUCCCCCUCAUCUGCAAAAGGGAGCAAACCAUAUACCCGGCUCUCCCAAUUUUUCUAUACCAAACAAUCUACCGCCUUGCUCUCCAACUCCUUCACUGGUUCCACCGGUAACAGAAGACUCACACAGAGUCUCGGAACUUGAUAACCGUGGAGCCACCUUACACACAGAGCCUGUGGUAAACGAAGUUCCUGCUCCUAGUUUGAGCAAUGACAAACCUUCCUCAUUUGCACCAAUAAGCAAGCCUUCAGUGUAUCCAUCAACUACCACUGUGAAUCCUACCAUAGUGCUGUUGCAGCAUAAUCGAGAGCAGCAAAAACGGCUUAGUAGCUUGCCAGAUCCUGUGCUAGACGGCUAUGCCAGGGAGAAAGCAGAACCAGUGACUUCUGUCCAGGAGAGGAGAAGCGCAGAUAAUCCCCCAGUGCACAAAACAGUACUGGAUAACACAAGAAGAGAGGUCUCCUCGCCACAUUACCCGGGAGAUUUGUCAAUGGACGAAGUAGGAAUACCACUGCGGAACACAGAAAGAUCAAAGGAUUGGUACAAAACCAUGUUCAAGCAAAUCCACCGCCUGAAUAGAGACUCUCCUGUUGAAAACCCUUAUUCCCCAACAUACAUAUUUCCUGAGCUGCCUGAAGUCCGGCCUAAGACUGCAGAAUUCAAUCCUUAUACUCCCACCUACAAGUUUCCUGUAUCCACUCCUAGUCCUAGCUCGGAAGAUGAUGAUUCAGAUUCAUACCCAAAUUAUGGGCGACAUUCAUACAUAGAGGAUGGAAAAUCACAAGCUGCAGUACCCCGUUCCAAGAGUGAGAUGGACCACAUUGACAUGGAGAAAAAUGUGCGCAGAUCUAUCACCUUACCGCUUCCAACUCGCUCCUCCUCACUCAAGCCAGGACAUGAACGGACUGACUGGGAACCCCCAGACAAGAAGGUCGACACCAGAAAAUACAGAGCGGAGCCAAGAAGCAUUCAUGAGUACCAGCCUGGGAAAUCCUCUGCACUCGUCAAUGAGAAGAUGACUCGGGAUAAAAGUCCAGAAGAGAUAGAUUUAAAGAAUGAACCUUGGUAUAAAUUCUUUUCGGAAUUGGAAUUUGGGAAACCGCCUCCAAAAAAGAUUUGGGAUUAUACUCCGGGGGAUUGCUCUAUCCUUAAAGUAGAGGAUAGGAAGACUGAGCUAGAGAAAGACCUCUAUCAGUACCAAUCUGAGUUAGAUGCAGAUUUAGAGAGAAUGGACAAGUGUUAUAAAGCUUCUGAUAAAAUGAACGCAGCUGUGAGCCGCACAGAGGAUCUUCCGUCCUAUACUUAUACACCUAGUUACCACUUCAGCCGAGGAACCGAGACCUCGCCAGAGCCUCCACUGUCUGAAAAUGAAAGGCAGAUCUACAAGAAUGUUUUAGAAGGAGGAGAUAUCCCUUUCCAGGGACUGAGCAGCUUGAACAGACGCCCCUCCAGCUCUGCUUCCAAUAAAGACUCUGAAUCUCCAAGGCAUUUCACACCACUCGAAUAUAUGGAUCAUCCUGAAGAGUACGUGCGCCGACGCUACGACAGCAAAGAGAAACUUUUAGAGGAUCAGCGAAGACUUAAACGAGAGCAAGAAGAAGCUGAUAUUGCUGCUAGGAGACACACUGGGAUUGUCCCAUCACAUCACCAAUUUAUCACUAAUGAGCGAUUUGGAGACCUCCUUAAUGUAGACGAUUCAUCAAAAAGGAGAUCUCGGUCUGAGAUGACACAAGCUAGAGCAAAGUUUGACUUUAAAGCACAGUCUCUGAAGGAGCUGCCACUCCAGAAAGGAGAUAUAGUUUAUAUUUACAAGCAGAUAGAUCAGAACUGGUUUGAAGGAGAGCACCACGGGAGGUCCGGAAUCUUCCCCAUUUCAUAUAUUGAGAUAUUGCCACAGACAGAGAAAGUACAGCCACGGAAGGCCUCACCAGUGCAGGUUUUGGAGUAUGGAGAUGCCGUUGCCAAGUUCAAUUUCAAUGGAGAUACAGCAGUGGAAAUGUCAUUUAAAAAGGGUGAAAGGAUAACAUUGAUUCGCAGAGUAGAUGAAAAUUGGUAUGAAGGAAAGAUAUCUGGUACCAGCCGCCAGGGUAUAUUUCCCAUAACCUACAUAGAUGUUCUCAAGAGGCCACGUGUGAAGAACUCAGCUGAUUACAUGGAUCUUCCUUUUUCCUAUUCCCCAAACAGAAGCACAAGUGCUUCCCCACAGUUUCCUAGUUAUGCCAGGCCUCGCACCACUACUCCACCCCAUGCCUCUCGCAGAGCUUUCUCUCCAGAAGUGCAGGCUAUCACAUCCGAAUGGAUUUCCCUUACAAUGGGUGUUGCCCGUAAUUGCGGAUACACCUCAACCCCCCCACUUCCUCCUUUACCCGAAGCCAGGCUUUGUACCAUAGACUAUAUCACUCCCUCUGCAGCUCCCAGCCCGACACUGUCUUUAACUCCUUCCGUCAGUCUCCAUUAUUACAAUGUGUCUGGUAGAUCCACUCCUAACUCUGCCCUCUCUUCAGUGCCCACACUCCCAUCCAGGCCACAGUCCUCCACUAGAGUUAGUUACGUCAUUUCUCCACACAAUGAUGAGAAGUUUGUCGGUUCGGUCUCUAGUUAUGGAGGCUCUCCCAUUCAGCUCCUUGCAUCACGUGAUACUUUAAUCUCAGAGCUCAGUGAUGUCCUACGUAAUCAGUACAUAUCGAAGAGCGAUGUUGGCUCAGUAGAAAAUGGUGAGCAUGACGGAUGGAAGGCACGUGGUAAUAAGACUGGUGACACCCAGGCACUGUCAUGCAUAAACACUUGUGCACAAGUAGAGCAUAAAGCAAAUUCCUAUGACGAGAGCCAGUUGAGUAAAGAACUCCUUAGCAUUGUCAGAGAUAACCAGGAGGAUGUGAGCAGGUCUCAGGGCAGCCCGGUUAAGACCAACGACACAAACCCACUUUCUUCAUCUGUCUAUCCUUCUGCACUGUCUUCUUGUCCUGUCACAAAACAACCUCCUCCCAGACUUAGAGGCAGGGUCAGUGUGCCACAGCCUUGCAGAUCUGACGAUGAACAAGCAGCAUUGACCUCUAAAAGUCCCGUAAUGCUUACAGACUCCCCGGUUAAUACCCUUAACUCAAAUUCUAUUGUGCAGCCUCAUCAUACACUGACCACAGGACCAGACCUCACAGAGUCUGAAAAGAGCUAUGUGGAAGCGGUCUGCAAUGAGAUAAUAAGCAUUGCAGAGAAAUCAGUCCGCUAUUGCAGUACUAUCUCUCACCCCUUUGACUAUCGACACAAAGUCUCUUCCUAUGACAAUAAACAAUGUUUAAUCAUUUCUCAGCAACCUCAAGCACAGCAGAGAAGGGACAGCAUAGAGCGGAGUCAGACACCACAAGAUGCGUUUAGCUAUCAGGCGUUGUACAGCUACAUACCACAAAAUGAGGAUGAGUUGGAGCUCCGAGAAGGGGACAUUGUAGAUGUUAUGGAGAAGUGUGAUGAUGGCUGGUUUGUAGGUACAUCAAGAAGAACAAAACUGUUUGGCACCUUCCCUGGCAACUACGUCAAAUCAGUGUUUUAUUAAAGAUGAUAUUGAACUUGGCUACAGAACUAUUAAGCUACAUUCAUAAAGAACCUGGCUUAGUUGUAUUAUGCUAUGUGAAGGCAGUUGCUGAAUGUAUUAGUUAAGAGUCUACAUGAAGCGUUUACAUGUGUCAGUACUUUGAUAAAAGAGCUAUCUCUGGUGUUCUAACACAAGGCAAUGAAGAGUCAAUCCGUGUAGUCACCAAUUGGUUGCUGUAUUGCCUUAAAGUUAUUUCACUAUAAUGUGGGACCUAUCUUUUAAUACUUAGUAUUACAUUAAGUGUACUUGUCGACCUACAUACAGUGGAAUCAUCUAAAAGCACAGCACCUUGGUUUCGCACCAAUGUGCCUACUUUCCUGGCUUUAAAGUCUUGCAUUACUUUGGGCAAAGUGCAUCUAGAAUUGUGCAACUGGAAGCCACAAAAUGUUCUUCAUUAAAGUGAGACUUCAGAUCUGGUAUUAAGUCCUUUUGUGGACUGCAAGUAACUGUGACUUUCACCACUAAAAAUAUUCCCCCACUACCCCUCAAUCUCUUUUCAGUUAUGUUCCACUAAAUUUUAUCUCAUUUCUACGCUUUUUCAAAAGCCGCCAUCUUGCUUUCUAAUCCUAUGCACUUUGUUGGAUAUUUAGGUGGUUGGUGGGGAGUAAAGGGGAUUAUGUGUCCUGCACCUUGGCCCGUUUGUAUUAGUAAAUGACCUUCAGUGGAAUCAACUGAGAAAGCAGCCAAUCAGUUGAUUAUGAUGUCACUAGUUCUUAUUAAAAUGAUAGGCUAAAUAUGGAUUCAGACCACAAAAUGGCUGCCACUAUUGUGUGUAGGUGACAAGUGCACUUUAAUGCAAAAUUGUGAUCACCUGUUUUAUAUCCGUUUUUGUUAUUGCACUUUUUUUUUCUUAAUUACACUGUACCACAAAAUAAUGAUGUCAUUGGCAGCAAAGGUGUGCAACCUGUAAAACAUGAACAGACAACAUGUUGCCCUCUAGCUGCUGACACAUAACUCGCAGAAUUCUCUGGCAAACAGUGAUCUGAUUUGUUAAGUAUAUCAGCGAUUUGCAAAACAUAAAUGUAACAUCCACACAUUUCACCACUUCAAAACCAACUUUCUCAUGUACAACAUUAUAGCAUACUCCCAUAAUGUUCGUGUAUCACAUCAGGAUAUGGGAGGGUUAAUAAAGGCAUGCCCCGCCCAUCUUGACAUA